Seriola aureovittata is the source of this 876-nucleotide messenger RNA. RefSeq names its product phospholipase A2 inhibitor beta-like. Gene Ontology annotation, cellular component: plasma membrane. The record is from RefSeq and is a predicted model, not a curated record. Gene Ontology annotation, molecular function: protein binding. The transcript has 4 exons. Lineage: Eukaryota; Metazoa; Chordata; Actinopteri; Carangiformes; Carangidae. The coding region runs from base 1 to 876 and encodes 291 amino acids.
AUGAUCGGCGUUGCUGCUCUCACUUUGUUGCUGGUGAAUGUGCCGUUCAGCCAUUCAUGUGACGAAGUAGAACAAGUUCUGAUCUGCCCGAACCUGCCUCCAUAUUUCAGCCCUGGUUAUUUGACCCUGGUGAUGUACCUGAAUGGCGUCGGGGAGAUCAACUCCACUGUGUUUCACAGCAGCAACCUCACCUCUGUAACCACGCUCAGGAUCGACAACGCCGGUGUCACAGGAAUCGCUGAAGGAGCCUUCGGUUCUUUCCAGAACCUCAGAGGUAUCAGUUUAAGGAGGAACGCGCUGACACAGAUGAACCCUAAGUGGUUCGGCCGGCCUGCCGUCCUCAGUGAGCUCAGCCUCGCAGAAAACCAGAUCGAAGCUGUGAACGAGUCCAUGCUGACCGGGCUCAUCAACCUCACGAAGCUCAGUCUGAAUAAGAACAGAAUCAGAACCAUUGAGACAAACAGUUUUCAGUCACAGACCGACUUGGCCGAGCUGGACCUGUCAGAAAACAGGAUGACUCGGGUCUCACCGCAGGUCUUCAGGUCUCUCAGGUCCACCAGGAUCAGACUAGAUGGGAACCCCUGGGACUGUUCCUGUGGAGCUGAGGACUUUGUUGUCUUCCUAAAAGACCUUCAGAGCAGAUCUCUACUAGACAGACAGACGGCGGUGACCUGUGAGAGUCCUCCAUCUCUGAGGGGUCGACCUGUGUGGGACGUGUCGGUGUGCGUGACGUCACCUACGCCAGGACCACCGUCGGCAUCACCAACGGUCCAGCUCAGACCCACUGAUGCACUCACAACAGUCCCUGCAUCCUCUGGUACAUCUGGUUCGUCCUUUAUUUCACAGGUCCCAGAUUCACCUGCUAAUUUGAUGUAA